This is a messenger RNA of Penicillium cataractarum, 312 nucleotides long. RefSeq lists its product as uncharacterized. Lineage: Eukaryota; Fungi; Ascomycota; Eurotiomycetes; Eurotiales; Aspergillaceae. The coding region runs from base 1 to 312 and encodes 103 amino acids. The transcript has a single exon. The record is from RefSeq and is a predicted model, not a curated record.
AUGCUUCUCGAGCUCGGAUAUAGUAAACCCUGGAUCCAGCUCAAGGAAUGGGCAUUCCAGAGUCUGCCAGUUGAGAAGCAGACGGAUUACCAUGCCGCCGAGAGACUUGCCCAGGCUCCAGGAUUGCGCAAUCGAAUGGGACCGCGGUUUACGACCGUCGUGCGGAAAUGCCUGGGGUGUGAUUUUGGAUUAGGUGAGAACGACCUUACGAAUGAGCAACUACAAGGCGUGUUUCUUGUGGAUGUUAUUGUGGCGUUGAAGGAGGUUGAGAGGGGGCUGAUAGAGUUGGAGAAACAGAUAGGAGGAUGUUGA